Osmerus eperlanus (European smelt) is the source of this 1907-nucleotide messenger RNA. RefSeq names its product RAS-like, family 12 (gene rasl12). NCBI's taxonomy places the organism in Eukaryota, Metazoa, Chordata, Actinopteri, Osmeriformes, Osmeridae. The coding region runs from base 439 to 1209 and encodes 256 amino acids. The transcript has 5 exons. Gene Ontology annotation, molecular function: GTP binding; GTPase activity. The record is from RefSeq and is a predicted model, not a curated record.
AGUCUCCAUAAAAGGAGAUGCCCAUUCAAUCAUGUACGUAAGCAGAAACAGUCUUCUUCAAAUUUUCCUCGAUUUCUCAAGUCCACGCCUAGUCCUUCCUUCGGUCGUGCAUAUCACUUCUCGCACGAUCAGCCAGCACGGGACAUUUACAAGUCUUCCAGAAACUAUUUGGGAUAUUUUCUUCAAUAUGGACUUUGAUCAGUUGAAAGGAAUUUGACAUGCAAAUACGACUCCGUUGUUUCACGACUCCGGAAAUUUAGAAAAAUCAAGAUACUAUAGAAAUGUAUUGAUAAACUGGACACAUUUUCUCACUAUAUUUGCAAUCGAGGUCGUAGCUAUUUGUAAUAUUAUUAUGAACGAUAGAUCACUACAAGUAGUACACUUUUUAGUACUUUCCUUGACCAAAUUAAGGAGGUUCUUGUAAUUCCGUCAACAAGGAUGAUGUUUGGGAAGUCAAGGACUUGCAAUUUUGCCGCUGUUCCUGAGCGGGGUCAACCUGAGUGUAACGUGGUGGUUCUUGGAGUGAUGGGGUCUGGAAAGUCAGCGUUGACUGUGAAGUUUCUCACAAAGCGCUUCAUCAGUGAAUACGACCCCAAUCUCGAGGAUACCUAUUCCACUGAGGAGAUUGUAGACCAACAGCCAGUGGUGGUGAAAGUGAUGGAUACCGCUGACCAGGAUGGUCCUGUGAACUGUGAGCGCUACCUCACCUGGGCCAACGCCUUCCUGGUGGUCUACAGCAUAGACAACAGACUGAGCUUCGAGGGAUGCCAGCAGUACCUGCAGGCUGUCACCCUGCACACUAAAGCCCUCCAGCCUGACACCCCCGUCAUCCUGCUGGGAAACAAGCUGGAUAUGGAGAGAUACAGGCAGGUGAGCCAGUCCGAUGGCUCGGCCCUGGCGUCUCGUUUCGGCUGCUUGUUCUUCGAGGUGUCUGCUUGUCUGGACUUCCUCUCGGUGCAGAGGGUCUUCCACGAGGCGGUGAAGGAGGCCAGGCGGGAGGGCGAGCGAAGCUCCCCGUUACGACCUCUGUACAUCAGCGAGGACAAGCCCCUGGUGAGCCUCUCCUCGGCCGCCUCUUUCACCAGCCCCCGUUACACGGAGCUACCAGCCCCCACCACUGCCAAGCUGAUCACAGUGAAGUCCUCCAGAGCCCAGAGCAAACGCAGGGCUCCCACACUCACCCUGCUCAAAGGGUUCAAGAUAUUCUAAUGGAUGGAGCAUAUUAACCAUUUUCCUUCAGGGAGAGGAGAAUGAUGUAAGGUGUUGACGGAUUGGCAUGAAUUGGGAUGCGAAACAAGCAACAACUGCAUGAACAUACAGAGCAGACUGCAGGACAAAUUUUUGUGUGAUUUAUACAGUAUACAACCUUGAUCAGUGAUGUCAUUGCCAGGGUCACUGGAUGUGGACCAAAGCUACAGUGACCUUUCAGUGAACAGGACCAGCAACCAUGCUACAUACUUCUCAGACAGAAUUCUUUAUACUGGACUUACAAUGAUUGUGUCAUAAUGAAUGUUUGUAUUGGCUCCCCACAGCCAAUGUUCCCAUGUGCCUUACUGGCUUUCACUAACUAUGAAUUUUAAAAUGUCAUGUUGUAGUUUCACUUUGAAUUUUUGAUCUGAUGGUGCCCUCUGAUGGUGUAUUAGGGUAACUACAUGCAAAACUGAACUUUCACAAAACCUUUUUAGAUCUUUGUGAAAAUGCUUGUGCACUUUUUGGUGUGUCCAUGUACUGCAUGUUACUGAAGUACUAAAAGGAAAAGGACAGACAUGAUCACUUUAUAUUUUAUUUCUGUUUUGUAAAAACAGAUAUGAAGGGAUGCUAUCAAGCAGUGAUAAAUACACAAACCAUAUAUAUAAAAUGUUUAACAGACUUAAACAAACCAAAUUAAAACAUAUUCUUCAGAGGCA